Penicillium oxalicum is the source of this 1170-nucleotide messenger RNA. RefSeq lists its product as uncharacterized. Bases 1 to 1170 code for a protein of 389 amino acids. The record is from RefSeq and is a predicted model, not a curated record. NCBI's taxonomy places the organism in Eukaryota, Fungi, Ascomycota, Eurotiomycetes, Eurotiales, Aspergillaceae. The transcript has 5 exons.
AUGGUACCUCGCUUGAUUCUCAAAUGCCCUCCUCCGCCAUCGGCGGAAUCCGAAGAACGCAAGCCUUCCAAAGUGCUCAAAGUCACGUUGAAAGUUCCACCCAAGAGAACUUGCUUGCAGGUGGCUGUCAAGAAAGACGCAUCGAUCAACAGUGGACAAAUCUCCUCGAGAAUCAGCAAAAAAGAGUCCGCAAGCAGACGCAAAAGUCUCUUGAAGCGAUACCAGGAGCAGGCCCUUGACUCUUUCCAGAAUGACGCGCCGCUGUCUACCCACAAUAACAAACCGAUCCCCGUGAACGUUUUCAAUUAUCCCGAAGUGGUGAGCCGAUCUUCUUCCGAUCUCGCGAAGCUACAAGCAAGAAUUGAAGCCUAUAAUGCAGAGGAACAGGAGAUCUUGCCGUUGACAUCAUUUGAGUCUCGAGAUUUGCCGACAUGCUCGGACGGAAACGGAUUCUGCUACGAAGAGCAUUUUAUGCGUAGAAGCCAACAGAUCAACGUGAAAAAGGUUUUCCCUUUUCAGCUACGCGACGGCCGGGCCAUGGUUCUGAAGCGAAACGUGGACCAGCAGACUGACGACCUUCUGGAUUGUCUGGAGGGCGAUAUUAUGAGUCACUUGACCAAGCGCCAGCUCAUCGGUCUUCAACUCUGGGUGUGUGAGAGUCUGGAAAAUCGACUGACGAUCCAUGAGACAUAUUGCAUCUCAGUUGGCUCAAGCAGGAAUGCCUCGUCACGUUUGCAGUGCCCUCCUUUGGAUGGCCGCUCCGAAACCAUGGAGCCAUUAGUUCCCAAAAAUUUAAAAGAUAUGCUGACCAUGGUCGGAGAAGAUAUCAGUGGCAUGGUCCGUAGGUUGACAGUGAUGACCUCUCGACUGGGCAGCCCAUCAGAGAAUCGCAAACUUGUUCUCCACUGUUUCCUCGAGAAAUCGGUCCCUCGGCGCUGCAUUGAGUAUGGCCUCCACAGCUGGUCAGACCAACCCAUCUGCAAUUGGAAAUCUCAUGAUUGGAGACGGGAAACUCUGGACUGCGGCUUCGCUGAUACAGGAUUUUACACGGCUGGACUCAACUUCACCCGCUUCGUGCCACCAAGAUCCAAUUCUUCUACCGGUGAUGUACUUUCUUCCUUACUGAAAACUCGAGACAAAGAGACAGCUUGUCAGGAUGGGGUGAUUUGA